Molecule: messenger RNA, 3003 nt
Organism: Fusarium musae
Lineage: Eukaryota; Fungi; Ascomycota; Sordariomycetes; Hypocreales; Nectriaceae
Exons: 3
Coding region: 1-3003 (1000 amino acids)
Molecular function (GO): 5'-3' DNA helicase activity
Source: RefSeq, a predicted model, not a curated record
AUGGCAACGCCUCAUCGCAAACAGCUCUCGUGCGAUCUCAUCAUUCGGGAUGCGGAUGAGGCUACCUUGAGACUUAUCUCGGCAUCUCCCGACUUUGUCAUUAAUCUCAACAACAAAGGACUGCGCUUGUCUUUCCUCCGAGACCCAAACCGCGAAACCUUCAGCUGGUACAGCGCGGAUCUCACCAUGACUGAGUCGGUGUUGUAUCACAUCACAAUCGAGUUCCCACCGCGUGGUUUCACCCUCACUUUCCACGACCUCACAUCCGACGAAAAGUCCGCCCUCAGCAACCACCUCCCUGAGGACGCAAGCGGAUACAAGAUCAUCGACAUAAACUGCAAAGCAAGCACCACAGUCACUGGCUUUGGCCUCCCAUUUCAUGGAGCAAACGAGGCUGUCGACAACUGGGUCAACAAACACGCUCCGAUCGCCGGAGUCACCUCUUUACCAGAUAUUCUCCAGAGACAAACUUUCACCCUCCUCAUUGAAGCCACCAGCGUUGAGAUCACGCGCGCCGCCAGCACCAUCAAUUCCCAACUCAUCCCCCGCGACUAUGGAUAUGGCGAGCAGCACUGGUGGGACAUGGACCGAUACAUCAAACAGAUCCCUGCCAAUAGAGGCAAGGCCUUUCCCCCAACCGUGCACUUCAAGAAUGAGAAUGAGCGCGACACUGCCCUUACGCAGACUCAUGUUCAGGAUGAGCCUGAGCAUUGGCGCGCCGCCCAUCGCGCUCUUCGGGGAGAUCUGAACAAGGUCAGGGUCAGGUUCACCUUGAAGGAGCGCGACGAGAAGAAGCGCAAGAAUGGGUUAGUCGUUUGGGAAGCGGUUCCUUUGACUUUCGCGACCUGUGAUGAAUUAAAUGGCGUUGAGAUUCGAAAUCGUAUCGCCCUUGGUCUCACUCGGCCAUCCGCAGGCCCGGGUCACGACUUUAUACCCAUCGCGUAUGACGACUAUGAGACAGCGAAAGAAUCUCGACGAGAAAAUCUACAGCUUCGCUUGGAGUCUGGCCUUCAUGGCGACACCCAGCGCGUCAACGGCAUCUUCAGUCUCAGCAACGGACCUGUCUUCCCCACUGUCAUGAAGAAUGAUCCUCUCGCUAUUCUCAAGAGACUUGUAUUCAACGAAGUCUUGAUCGGGAAAGGCCUUUGGGAGCUUGAGAAGGAUGGAGUGAAGACCAACCUACCUCAGUUUGAUCUCCUCCGCGAUGUGCCCCCGAAUAUUCGCGACGCAUGCCUCGAGAACGUCUUUGAAGAUGAUAGAGAACGAGUUCAGAAGUACUUUGGCAAACUUCAUCUUGGCCUCGGGUUAGUCUCAGGUCCUCCCGGUACCGGAAAAUCUCAUCUCGCUUCAGCCAUCGUGGUUCUCAUGUGUCACAAUCACUCCCUUCGCCAAGUCUAUGUCAGUGCGGCUUCCAACGGCGCCACGGACAACAUCCUUGAACGGAUUCAUGAUAUCGCCACCAAGACGACCACCAAUCUCAUCGACCGCGGUGUCGACGUCAACCAUCUGAUGUUGGUUCGUGGGUAUAGCCUCAAUACAGAGACCGAGAAUUGCAACAAAGUCUUGUUCGGGAAGCCUCUCCCGGAACACGGUAUCUGGAACCCGUCGCCGUGGAAGUUUGAGUACUCGCUUUGCUGGUGGACCUUGCGGGUUUUGGGUUCAGCCGCCGUACCCCCUCUGACCCUGAACGACAACGCCGAACUGUUGGACCUUCACGAGAGACUCAGCGCACUCACCUCCGAUUCCGCAUCUGAUGCGAGCCUUUCCAAGUUCCGCUCCUUGGUAAAGAUUGCUCAGGGAGUUACCUCCGUUGCUCAGUACCAGUCCAAAGAGAAGCAAGACAACCAUGCGAAACUUGUUCGCCAGCUCAUGCAACUUGUUCUCGGAUGUGCCAAUGUUGUCGCAACUACGCCUGUGGCAUCCACCUGCUGGAUAUACAGGACUUUCAACGAUCAAGCCAAGGCUGUUGUUUUUGAUGAAGCAGCCACGCUCUUUUGUUCAGACGGCCUACUGGUGUAUGGCAAUACGCCUCGACCCAUGAUUGCCAUCGGCGACCCCAUGCAACUCGCCCCAGUGCUGUCUACCGCGUUCGAGUUGCUGCAAAUCCGCCGUAAAAAGCGUUCGUGGGAAACUUGGAGUGACCACCACGCGAUUCGGGGCUGGCCCACCAAUCGAUUCGCGGGAUUCGGACAAGUCUCCUGGCUUUCGUGGUUCAUCCACCUCGGCUGGCCAGUCUUUCAUCUCUACACCCAGCAUCGCAUGGCGAAAGAUCUCUUCGACCUUUCAUUGGACACCGUGUACACCAGUCUCAAACCGCAUUUCAAGUACAGCCCCAUGUGUCGCAUCACAAACUUCCCCAUUGGUGUUGAUGUGGAGGAGUACCUUGAGCAGAAGUACAAGAUCCCCGCCCCUGCCGCCAACACCCUUGCGCCCGUCUUCUUUGAUUGUCGGAACUGCCCAAUCCGGAAAUAUCCCGACAAUGAGUCCCGCCUCAAUCCCCGACAGGCGGACCUCAUCGCAGACCUUCUUGUCGACAUGAUCCGGGAGCUGAAGCUAUCUCCAGCCGAUAUCGCCGUCCUCACACCGUACCGGGCAAACUUUCGAAGUAUCGGGAAACGAUUCAAGAAGGGACCUGAGCUACAAGGCGUUGCUUGCUCGACUUUCGACACGUUCCAAGGCCGUGAGGCCCAGAUCGUGGUCCUUGCUCUAUGCGUGACCCGGAAAAGCGGCCCAUUGUUUGUGGGCAAUCCCCGGAGUCUCAACGUUGCUUUGACCCGACAGCGGUCGAGCCUGCUCAUCUUUGGCGACAUGGGGGUGCUUGACUUUAAAGCGAAAGAAACUUCCACCGACUUUAUCGGCUCGGAUUCCGGACAGAGGUUUAAUGUCCGAAUGUUUGACGAUGUACUCAAAACUCUUCGCCGCAGCCGACGAGUCGUUCAGCUUGAGGGGAAACGUGGGAUUGAUCACGAUGGGUAUUGGGAGGGUAUGGAGAGGAAGAAGUGA